UUUCUGCAGUGUUUCUCGUAUUGGAUGCAAAACGUGAUUAUUCUAUAAUGCCAAACUUCGAUAUGAACGGCGGGAAAUUGUAAAGUGAGGUUAUGAUGUUGUGUUUGUAUCCUAUAUUUGUGGUAUUUCCCAUCAACAGAACAUGUCUGUUUUUGUUUGGAGGAAGGAAUUUUUAACUUACAAUAUGAUCGCUUAAACUAUUUAUAACGUUUUGUUAGAGUGGCGCGCUUUCUUUUUGUUUUGUUAUUGCGUGUUGCAAAUGUGAAAGAUGGAAGAGCAGAAAUGGAUUCGACGGAAGACAAAAGCAAAGAAUGAAGAAAAUCUUGAUCACCUCGCACAUGCUUGUAAUAAGCUGGGGGAGCUGCAUUUCAAACAUAAUCGAUAUGAGGAUGCUUUGAAAGAGUAUAAGGAAGAGUCCACAGUGUGUGAAGCAUUGGGAAGUGUUAUCAGGCUUGCAGUAGCACACCGGAUGAUUGGAGAGGUAUACACCAGCAUGGGCCAGUAUGCCAAGGCUUUGAAACAUCAAAUUAAGCACUUGGAAUUGGCAAGAGCAGAGGCCAAUCAAAUAGAAGAGCAGAGAGCUCUUGCAACAAUUGGCCGCACAUACUUCUGUGAGGCAGAGAGCAUUGUGAAUGAUGAUGUAUCAUACCAGUCUGCACUCUCAAAUGCUAAGAAUGCAUACAAGAAAAGUUUGGAUCUGUGUGAGAGGUUAAAAGGAAUUGGCAAGUGGGAGCAUAUGGAGAUGAGGGCACGGCUUCUGUUGAACAUAGGCCUGGUGCUGGAAUGUCAGCAUGAUCUACAAAAAGCCAUUGACAACAUCCACAAGGCUGUACAAAUCUGCAAAGAGCACGAUCUGUUUGAAGAUAUGUUCCGAUGUUACUCCUCUCUUGGCAUGUUAUACCAUCGUCAGCAUAAUAGCAGUAAGGCACUGAACAUGCUUGGACUAGCGCUGGAUGUAGCUGGCAGACUUGAAGACAAAAUACAGCUGUCUUGUGAGGUCUUCAUUAACAAGGCUGAGGUUCUUUUCAGCCUACCAGACUUCCAUGGAGCAAAGCAAGAAUUGCGUCAUGCAUACAAGCUCAACACUCCUAUAGAAUCUGACCAGAAGACAAUAUCAAAGAACUUGAAACUUGCUAUUGUAAUGUGUGAUACUGAAGACCAGCUGCUUAAUGUACCAGACACAGACUUUAUCACUAAGAAGAAACUGUAUGAGACUAUGGGAGAUGGGUGUGCUGCUGUGAAGAACUAUGCAAAGGCUCUGGAGUAUUAUCGAAAGAUGCUGGAGUGUACAGAGGCCCUGGGAGAAAGUGGGCAGCAGUUAACAGCAGUGUAUGUGUCACUCUCACAAACCUAUAAAGACAAUGAGCAAUAUAACCUCGCAUUGGAGUUUUUUUACAAGGAACUGGAACUGUGGGAGAACAACCCUGCAGAGGCUUGCAAAACAACACUUAGUAUUGGUGAGGUGUUAGAACUGCAAGGCAGAUGUUACGAGGAACUGGAGGAAACGUAUUACAAAGCUCGAAAGUUUGCUCAACAGGCUUCCAACCUGAAAUUGGAGGCCACAGUGUUGCGUGAACUGCUAGGUGUUCAGAAGCUCAGGGGUCGUGAUGAAUUGGCAUUUGAGACUCAGAGGGAGUUGCAACUGAUGGAGAAAAACGUCAAGGAUGAGAUGAGUAGCUCCUCUGAGGAUGAAGAAGCUUCACCUGACAUUGGGCAUGACAUCUGUCUGGAGACUUACUCAGACUCGGAAAAUGAAAAUGAGGAGUUUGAUCGGCCAAAUCAGCCUCGCAGACAACCUGCACGUCUCAGAGUUCGGAAGAAUGAGAAAGGAGAAACACAGCUGCAUUUGUCUUGUAUGAAUGGCAACCUGACACUCGUCAAGAAGCUGAUAGAGCAAGGUCAUCCUGUAAACAUUCGUGAUCACUGUGGCUGGUUGCCACUGCAUGAAGCCUGUAAUCAUGGUCACCGUGAUGUCGUGGAGUUCCUGUUAGAUAAGGGAGCAGCAAUCAAUGACCGUGGAGGCUCCCAGUGUGGUGGAGUGACACCACUUCAUGAUGCAGCAUCUUGUGGACACUUGGAUGUUAUGGAGCUGCUGCUGGACCGUGGGGCAUCUGGUUUGUCUCGUACCAAUGAAGGUCAAACUCCACUUGACUGUCUGUUGAAGUGGUAUCAGCGCACAGACAUGAGAUUUGGUCCAGUAGAGCAAACAUUCUUUGAAGAAAUUCAGAUGCGUCUAAGAACUGUGCUUGAGAAGGCUGGUCACUGUGUGGAUGACCUUACAACUUCAACCACAAAUGGAAACUGUACUUCUCGAUCACAUAACAAGAAAAGAUCCAGACCAACUGCGACUCUGCGUAGAAUGCUGGAAGAUGUGACUUCAGAGGAUGAAAGCCCAGCAUCAGGAUGGCACCAGACCAGUCCAGGGAGCAAUGUGACAUCUAGUGAUGAUCUGCCUCCAGGACAUCACCAGGAUGUAGAUGCUGAUGUUGAUGAUGGGUGGGUUGGUUCUGGACAGGAGUUGCAAAAUGCUGCUGAGGAGUAUCGCAAUGUGAUGACAAUGCUGCGAAACAAGGAACAAGCAAAUAAGGAACCAAGUUUACACAUUGAGGUGAAAGAUAUGCGGGGGUUUCUUGCAGAAGAUGAUGUUGGAGAGAACUGGUUGGAGGAUGAUAUGGCUUCCACCUCAAGACCAAACAAGAAGAGACGCCUUGCAAGUCCCAUUGAAAAGCACAGAUUGGAAUUAAUGACUGGCUCAAGUAGGAGACGCAGUGCUAUGGAGAUGGGUGUUGAGGGCGAGGAUUUGCAGACAGAGGUAAUUUUGACACCAGAGGAUAACAGACUACAUCUAAAUGUAAUCAAAGUUCCGCAUAAGAGUAGAUCUCUUGGAAUGUUGAAUGUUCCACGACAGACACUCCCAGAUACAGGGUUUGUCACCACAGCAACUCCUCAGACUACUAACUCUGUUGAGAUGGCAGCUUUACAAGCCAACAAACCUGUUGAGUUGGCUGCAUCGCUGUCAGUGCGGGUGCGUGUUGAAAACAAAUUGCUUCUGGUGCCAGUACCAUUACCAGAACAACUGACCAUUGGGUGGCUGGCACAUGAGGCUGCAAAAAGAUAUUUCAGUAUUGAAGGCUUGCAGCCUUCUCUUAGCCUUGUCACAAGAGAUGGUGCACUCCUGUCAGAUGAUGACCCAGUCUUACUUGUUAUGGGCAGUGAAGAAGUCCUGUCUACUGUAACGUCCUGGAACAUUCCACCAUUGACAGAUCGCUACAUGGAGGCCUGCCGAUCCUUGCGCUCAGCACCAGAUACACAUAUCAGUUCUUCUCUGGAAGCCAGUCAGGCCACUCAAAGAUUGCAGUUGUCAGACCUGGCACUCCCUGCAGCAGAGUUGGCACCACUGUUUCGUGCACUUAAUCGUCAGCAUACACUUCAGCAGCUUUAUCUUUCAGGAAAUUGCUUUGGCGAUGAAGGAGUCAAGUUGCUGGUUGCAGGCUUGCCAACUUUAUCUCAGCUGCAGGAGCUGGACCUUAGCUGCAACAACAUUUCGGCUGAUGGUGUCCUUCAUCUUAGCACUGUUUUUUCAAACGUCACAGCACCAGUACUUCAGGCUCUGGCAAGACUGGACCUCAGUCACAACCCACUGGGUGAUGGCGCUGUUAAACACUUGAACAUCAUACUACCUAAGCUUGUGUCCCUAACUGUGCUUCAGCUGCAAGGCUGCCAUCUUACUGUCAACUGCUUCAAGUCAGCAGACAUACUGCUGUGUUUGGAUUCUGUUCAUGUACUUGACGUGAGCUACAAUUCCCUUGGUGGAAGCGGUUUGUUGGGUUUCCUAGGAUGGGUAUGUCCAGCCCAGAUUGUCACCCUCAAUCUUGGUGCUACCACAGCAAGUGGUGAUUCAUCUGUGGCACACGAGUUAAUUCAAAUGUUUACAGAGAAGGAGUUCAACAGACUGACAACUCUCAAUCUGUCUGACUGCAAACUCAGGGAUGAGGACAUCUGGAGUUUGCUGAAAGUACUUCAGAAGGGUGGUACACUUGAAACACUGCAAUUGGCUGGAAAUACUGAAUUGAGUUCUGUGUCACUACGCCGCCUUCUGCAGUAUCAGCCUGCAUUACACUCAGUUGACCUGUCCGGUUGCACCAAUAUUGCUACAUACCUUGGGAAUGCCUCCCCACAGCUCUGGAUGGCACAAAAAUGCUACAAGAAACUGGAAUCACUGACAUUAAACUCACAAGACUUUGGUAAAGAGGAAAUGGAAGCAUUAUGGUGGGAAGCAUGGGGGGCAAGGGCCCAUGUACAGAGGGCCCCAGGAGGACUUCUUUGCUUGUCAUUGAAGGAAUAAAUUGUGAUGUUAUGAAGUGGAUAUUACAUUGACAUGAAGGAAGGCUGAUUGUAUGAGAAGAAAUUAACUUCCUGGUGGUAAAUUAUUGUCAGUACAAAAUGUCUGGAAUUAUUUUCCAUAGCAGAAAACCCACAGUGCAUUUUUAUAAAAUAUAUCAUAAUUUAAAUGUGUCUGUAAAUAGUUGGUGACAUUUCCAGAUACUUUAUUACAUCAUACUGUCAGUAUGGUAUUAUCCUAAAUAUCCAUGUGUUGAUUAUCUUUAUGCUGAUUAUAUUGACUGCACGAAAAGCAUAAAAUGGGUGUAUAAGGGAGGUUAUGUCUGCCCAUCUGCAUGUUUUAUCUUCAUACCUACUUGAUAGAUUUGAACAAAGUGUGUUAUUUGGGGUUUACUCUAGGAAUUGUCUGUAAAUUUUAAUUUUGGUUCACUUUGAUCAGAUCCAUCGAGUCAUGCACAACUGAAAUAUUGGUAGAAGAAGAAAAGUGGUCAAAUAUAACCAGUACUAUGUGUGGCAUUUCUUUUUCUGUCUGAAAAAGACUUUUCAUACAAAAUAUUAGUACAUAGUACAAGAUCUGCAGUUGUUAUUUGAAUGCAGUGAAUAUUUAAUAAAAUACAAGAGAAAAUAAUUUCUGUCUACUGAGAAUAACUGUGCAGCAAUAGAUUUGUAUCUGAGACUGGUUUAUUGUUAAAUAACACAAUUUCAUCUUCGUGUUGAAGUUAUUGUGAACAUUUUUAUUAAAACCCAUUCAUAAUUCAA
Molecule: messenger RNA, 5100 nt
Organism: Zootermopsis nevadensis
Lineage: Eukaryota; Metazoa; Arthropoda; Insecta; Blattodea; Termopsidae
Product: tonsoku-like protein
Biological process (GO): replication fork processing; double-strand break repair via homologous recombination
Cellular component (GO): nuclear replication fork
Molecular function (GO): protein binding
Source: RefSeq, a predicted model, not a curated record